AUGAAUGUUUAUGUUUCCUGCUGGCUCGCUUGGGCCCUCGCGGUUGGGGCUCAAUUUCAAAGCUUUUCUCCGCUGGGACCCAAUGGACUCACCUAUAGUAUUCAUAUCCCCGCUGCUACUGCCAACUCCAGCACCGCGGGACCCAUCUAUUUUCAAAUGAAUUCGACUCGCCGCAUAGAGUGGUUUGCCCUGGGCCAGGGAGACCACAUGGAUGGGGCUAAUAUGUUCGUGGUGUAUACCUCCGGCGACAAUGUGACGGUUUCCCCGCGGUCCGGUGCGGGACAUACGCAGCCCCUGUAUAACCCUGAGGCGCAGAUUACAGUCAUGAAUGGCAGCGGAGUCCAUGGGCCAAUGAUCACGGCCAAUAUAAAGUGUGACAGCUGCAUCCAUUGGAGACAGGGCAGCAUGAACCCGACCAGCGCGAGCAGUUCAUGGAUCUGGGGGGUUCGUUAUGGAAUGCCACUACAGUCACGUAGUUUGUCGACAAACAUUCUCGAACAUGAUGUGAUGGGCGUCGAAACAGUGGAUUUGACGAAAGCCACUGGCCAGACCAGCGUGAACCCCUUUGCCGACAUCAUCAGUACCAGCGCGAAUGCCAAUGCCGACUACCCUUUUCCAGAGGCUGUCUUCCAUGGCAAGAAGAUUGCCCACGGGGUCCUGAUGGUAGUCGCAUUCGUCCUCUUGUUCCCUUUUUCUGCGCUGAUCCUACAUCUUUCUUCGUCGUCCAAUAUCGUGAGGAUUCAUGGGGGACUGCAACUGUUUGCCUUGGUUGUUGCCAUCGUCGGACUUGGUCUGGGAGUCUCCAUGAGCCGGCAGAUCCAUAACUUGGUGCACUACCAUGUCAUAAUUGGGAUUGUGGUGGUUGCCAGCUUGGCCCUCUUCCAGCCUGCCAUGGGUCUUCUCCAGCACCGAUUCUUCCGCAAGACUGGCGGAAAGGGACCUUUUGCCUACAUGCACCGUUGGUUUGGGCGGAUCAUGAUCGUUUUGGGAGUGAUCAAUGUGGGACUGGGAUUUCAGUUCACGGGAGUCGGCGACCCCGAUGCUCCCCGCAGUGCAGUGAUUGCUGUUGGGGUGAUAAUUGGAGUCAUUGGCGUAUUUUAUAUUUUGACAGUGGGAUAUGACAAUUUGAUGCGACGACGAGAAGCCUUGGCGCAAAGACGAUAA
Molecule: messenger RNA, 1164 nt
Organism: Penicillium longicatenatum
Lineage: Eukaryota; Fungi; Ascomycota; Eurotiomycetes; Eurotiales; Aspergillaceae
Product: cytochrome and DOMON domain-containing protein
Exons: 1
Coding region: 1-1164 (387 amino acids)
Source: RefSeq, a predicted model, not a curated record